Molecule: messenger RNA, 1017 nt
Organism: Zingiber officinale
Lineage: Eukaryota; Viridiplantae; Streptophyta; Magnoliopsida; Zingiberales; Zingiberaceae
Product: heavy metal-associated isoprenylated plant protein 7-like
Exons: 5
Coding region: 143-883 (246 amino acids)
Molecular function (GO): metal ion binding
Source: RefSeq, a predicted model, not a curated record
CUGCUCGCCUCGUGCCUAUAUAAACACCCCAAUCGGUCUCUUCGAAUUUCCAGUGGAGAAAAGAAGACAGUAGUUGAAUUUUUUUUCUAUCAAAUUCAAGGCAGGAAAGAAAAUAUAUAUAAAUAUAUACUGAGUUUACCCGAUGAGUGAAGAGCAAAAGGAAGAAGAGAAGAAAGAAGAGGAACCACCAGAGCUUGUUCUUAGAGUAGACAUGCACUGUGAGGCCUGUGCAAGAAAAGUUGAGAGGUCACUGAGAAAAUUUCUAGGAGUGGAUGACGUGAAGACGGAUAGCAAGUCGAGGACUGUGGUGAUAAAGGGGAAGGAAGUAGAUCCUGCCAAGAUCAUCGAAAGAAUUCAGAAGAAAACUGGCAAAAAGGUUGAGUUAAUCUCUCCUCUUCCACCACCACCGCCGGAGGAGGAGGAGAAGAAAGAGGAGCCGGAAGCUCCACAAGAAGAAAAGCAAGAAGAGCCACCGAAGCCAAUUACGGUCGUUCUGAAAGUUCGAAUGCAUUGCGAGAAGUGUGCUCAAGUGUUGAAGAAACGAGUAACAAAGAUCGAGGGUGUGGAGUCAGUGAAGCCAGAUCUAGCCAACAGUCAAGUGACUGUAACUGGUUUUGUAGAUCCAGAGAAACUAGUGGAGAAUGUCUACAGGAGGACAAGGAAGCAAGCCUCCAUCGUACCAGAGGAAGUGAAAGAGGAGGAGAAAAAGGACGAAGAGCCAGAGAAGAAGGAAGAAAACACAGAAGGCGAGAAACAAGAGGAGGGAAAAGAAGACGAAGAAAACAUCAAAUACGACAUGAACAAGUAUGAAUACUACGUGCAAGAUGCUUACACACCUCAAGCUUUCAGCGAUGAGAAUCCUAAUGCUUGCUCUGUCAUGUAAACUUGUAGUCUUAAAGUACGAUCGAUCGAUCAUGAGUGGUUUGUGUAAUAAUUAAUCCUUACGUCUGUUCAGAAGAGUUGUAAAUGUUACAAAGAUGCAUGAUGGCAAGCAAGAAGCUCAAAGGGCUUUCUUCU